AUGGCGCCUCGACGGAAAAAGAAUGAGGACGAUAGUGAGGACAGUGCUGCGAUGAACAAAGAGCAAGAGGCCAUCGCCAAAUUCGUCCGAUUCAAUACACCAACCGAAUCGACUCUAUUCCAAGGAAAUGACGUGCAUUAUUUUACUGGGUCCAAAGCAGUUGACACGUUAUACGAAUCGAAAUAUGGAACAAAGGCAAAAGGCGAGCCCAAAUUCGCGGAUCGUCGGGUUGCUGUGAAAUUCCUCGAAGGUCUAUUUGAGAGUCGUUUGUUCUGGAGAGCGAGAAAAUUGGUGGCCAAGAAAAAAGAAGACAAGGAUAAAAAGAAAGGUGAUGAGAGUGAUGUCAAUAAAAGCCCACGUCCAGAAACUUUAAGCAAGAAGAAAGACAAGAAGGAGAAACAAGAGAAAGCUGAUGAAGGUAACGAAAGCGUUAGUGAAGCUCCGGAAGACGAAAAGAAGAAAGAGGAGAAAGAUGAGAAGAAAAAGAAGAAGAUCAAGCUGGAAGUUCAUCAAUCACAAGUUUUUACUGAUUCGAGCGAUGUUUAUGUUUGGGUGUACGACCCAACUCCACUUUACAAGAAAGUCAUUGGACUUGGAAUGGUUUUUGGAACGAUUGCCUGUUGUCUUUUCCCAUUGUGGCCAAUGUGGCUUCGUCAAGGCGUUUACUACCUAUCAAUGGCCGGAAUUGGAGCUUUUGGCGCAAUUGUGGUCACUGCGAUACUGCGGACAAUACUCUUUGGUGUUAUUUGGCUAUUCACUGGUGGCCGGCACCAUUUGUGGAUAUUGCCAAAUCUAACAGAGGACUGUGGCUUCUUUGAAUCUUUCAAACCUUGGUACACUUAUGAAUAUCGGCCAAAUGGAAAGGCUCCACCGAAAGGCGAAAAGAAAAAGAAGAAAGAUAAAGUCUCAGACGACGAAAACGAAACAGUCCAAGAUAAUUCGAAAGCCGGAGUGACAGAGAAGGCUGACCAAGAGUCUGGAAGUUUGGAUGUUGUAGAUGAUGAAGAGGACACAGAACAAAACGACGAUAGCGAGACGGCAAGUUCAGCAUCGACUGGCGAAGGCGCUGCCCCAGAAGAGUCAUCCCCGAAAAUUGCCGCUCCAAAGGUUCGACGACGUGCUCGAAAAGACGAUGAUUUUGUUGUGGUUGAUAAU
Molecule: messenger RNA, 1155 nt
Organism: Mesorhabditis belari
Lineage: Eukaryota; Metazoa; Nematoda; Chromadorea; Rhabditida; Rhabditidae
Source: the annotation of a GenBank genome assembly